AUACGUCACUGCCUCAUUCUUCAGGCAAAAAUUGCAAGCUGUUGGUGGACCACGCAGCUCAGGUCAUUCACGAAGCGGAGCGUGUCGCCAUCAUCACCAUCAGCCUCGCCUCAUCAAAAUCGAAUCUCUGCCUCUCGAUGGCAAUCCUCGUUCUUGCCUCCAUCUGAGCCGCGGAAUUUUCUCAGCGGCGAUUUCAAUCAGGAACACGCCCCCAACUCACAACCUUUCGCUAGCGACAAUAUGGCCGAUAUCUCCACAUCCCCUCCACCAAAUCUUGCUUUACCACAUUCUGCACCAUGCAGUCCGAAGCAUGAUUUGGCCGAGCCCAGAAUACCUCUCACCAGCAAUAAUGUGAUUGAUUUCUCUAGUACUGCAUCUGCAUCAUUUUCAUUGAUUCCAAUCGCAACCGAAUCCUGCAGCGCUUCGCCGUUUACAUAUUUCAAACCCUGCACACUACUACUGCCAACUUCGCCGGUUCAGAAGCCGAAGCGCCUCUUGAUCGAUUCUGGCGCUACCCUCGUCCCUCAGUGCUCUGACUCGAAUGACAAGUGCACUUUCCGCGAAGACGAUAGCAAUUGUUCUGGCAACCUAUUCUAUUCCGAUAUCGUCGUCCACCAGGCAUCCCUCGUCGGCCGUUGGGCUGCCCUGGCACAGCUUUCGCACCAGAAGAUGCCCUUUCCAGGAAAGCCGAUCAACACUCUUCAAGACUGA
Suillus subaureus is the source of this 711-nucleotide messenger RNA. RefSeq lists its product as uncharacterized. Lineage: Eukaryota; Fungi; Basidiomycota; Agaricomycetes; Boletales; Suillaceae. The transcript has 2 exons. The record is from RefSeq and is a predicted model, not a curated record. Bases 241 to 711 code for a protein of 156 amino acids.